Molecule: messenger RNA, 1512 nt
Organism: Cryphonectria parasitica EP155
Lineage: Eukaryota; Fungi; Ascomycota; Sordariomycetes; Diaporthales; Cryphonectriaceae
Exons: 1
Coding region: 1-1512 (503 amino acids)
Biological process (GO): N-acylethanolamine metabolic process; N-acylphosphatidylethanolamine metabolic process
Cellular component (GO): cytoplasm; membrane-bounded organelle
Molecular function (GO): N-acylphosphatidylethanolamine-specific phospholipase D activity
Source: RefSeq, a predicted model, not a curated record
AUGCCACCACCUUUGGAAAUACAUGUGGACCAAGCCAAGAGCGAUUUACAGCCAAAUCACCAUAUCUUACCAGCGACCUCUUCAGCAGGCUGGAUCUCGUACUUUUCGGGAGUGCCAGACAAGCGACGACAGCGCACAUGGAGGAGAAAAGCCGCAAGUGACGAGAUCUCUGGCUUUCGAAAUCCCUGGCCGAGCUUCCACAAGGCUACACGCCAGGAGCUCUGGCAAUCUCUGGAAUGGGGCGAGGAUGCAGACCCAGCCAUCGACCUGGCAGCGUCCCAUCCCCGGGCAGCGAAUGCGUCUCUCGCAGGCUCAAGCAGUAGCAGUGCUCGGGCGCAACAGGCUGCCCAGCUGCUUCAGCUCACCAAACCCGACUUCAGCUUCGACUCAGGCGCCGGCAGUGCCAAGACCACAUGGCUAGGCCACGCGGGCAUGCUGCUUCAGCUUCCUGGUCUGAAGCAGGGCAGCGACCCCAUCCGCAUCAUCUUCGACCCCAUCUUCUCCGAGCGCUCCUCCCCGUCUCAAUAUAUUGGCCCCAUACGUUCAUAUAAGCCACCAUGCAAGCUGGAAGACUUGCCCCCCAUUGACAUGCUCCUCAUCAGCCACAAUCACUACGACCACCUGGACUACGACACCGUCAUGGCCCUCUGGCGUCUGAACCAGGAUCGCAUGCGCUUCAUCGUGCCCCUCAAGAAUUCUCGAUGGUUCGUGGACUCUGGCGUCCCUGCCGAUCGUGUGGUCGAGCUUGACUGGUGGGAGUCGGUGGACCUCACCGAGCGGAACCCUGGCACGGGGAGGCUGAAGGUGUCGUGCACGCCGGCGCAGCACAGCAGCCUGAGGGAUGGCUACGAUGCGGACUCUGCGCUCUGGUCAGGAUGGUACCUGAGCCACGAGCUGCCCGACAGGAGACCUUACCGGGUGUUCUUUACCGGAGACUCGGGCUAUCAGUGCCAUGCUGACCCGAGCUGGCCACCCAAGCCACCGAAAAGCACCACACACAAGAAGUUGGAAGAGGGAGCAGUAAAGAAGGUUGCAGACCCAGACAACAUCUCACCGGAGAAGUAUCCGCCCUGUCCAGCAUACAGAGAAAUUGCCACCCGCCUCGGCACACCCGACUUGAUCUAUCUUCCCAUCGCCCUCGGCGCAACUUGGGCGUACGUCCGCAGCUUCUUCUCGAACUACGUGCCGCCUGCCAACGUACCCGUCCCUCGCCACAGCGCUGGUGUCACGGGCGCCAUUCACAUGCCGCCGUGGGACGCGGUGCGUGUCCUGCGGGACUUGACGGGUGCCGCCGGGGAGGACAAAGAUGUACGGCCGCCGGUAGCUGUCGCCAUGCACUGGGGAACGUUUGUCACGGAACCUGUUGAGGUCCUCAAAUCCCUGGGUCAUCUGGAAUGGGCCUGUUAUAAUCAAGGCAUAAAAUUUGGGCGAGAUAUCGAAGACACGGAGGGGGUCAAGGCAGGACAGCCUACAUUUCUAGCGUUGAACCAUGGUCAGAGCAUUGUUAGCUGA